Apodemus sylvaticus (European woodmouse) is the source of this 1393-nucleotide messenger RNA. It is a transcript of the gene Ecscr, whose product is annotated as endothelial cell surface expressed chemotaxis and apoptosis regulator. The transcript has 11 exons. Gene Ontology annotation, biological process: positive regulation of proteasomal protein catabolic process; positive regulation of endothelial cell apoptotic process; negative regulation of angiogenesis. The record is from RefSeq and is a predicted model, not a curated record. Gene Ontology annotation, cellular component: plasma membrane; cytosol. Lineage: Eukaryota; Metazoa; Chordata; Mammalia; Rodentia; Muridae. The coding region runs from base 29 to 835 and encodes 268 amino acids.
UCGCCCCAGUACUCCCUCUCUCUUUACUAUGGACAGAGAAUACACCGAGGAGCCUGCUACACACCCAGCUGAUCUGGGGACCAACGGAGCCAUGAGGCUGGGUUCAGCGAUCCUCGGUCUACUGCUGCUCCAGGGCUACAGCUCCCAACCUACGACAACUCAGACCUCUCAGGGGCUCUUCGGGAGUCUGAGCCCCCAGGCAGUUUCUCUCAGCUCAGGAGACAGAUCUCCCUCAGAGCCUGGCAUCUCGGGGCUUCAGCUUAGCACCGUUACCCCAGAAAUGCUUCAGAAGUCAUCUCAGGCCUCCUUGAUAUCCAGUCAACCUGUGACGCCAAGGUCAAGCACCAUGGAUAAACAUUCCAUUUCCUUGCCCAACUUGAUGUCAUUCCAGCCACAGAAGCACACACUGGGACCUGGCACAGGAGUCCCAGAAAGCAGCAGCAGCAGCAGCAGCAGCAGCAGCAGCAGGAGCAGGAGAGGAGAAGCGUCUCUGGAUGCUACUCCCAGUCCAGAAACUGCCAGCCUUUGGACAAAUCCUGCCUACCCCCUGCCUACCCCCACAUCAGAAUCAGUGCUAACUGUGGCUGCCUUUGGUGUCAUCAGUUUCAUUGUCAUCCUGGUGGUUGUAGUGAUCGUCCUGGUCAGUGUCGUCAGUCUAAGAUUUAAGUGUCGGAAGAACAAGGAGUCUGAAGAUCCACAGAAACCAGGGAGUUCAGGGCUACCUGAAAGCUGCUCCACGGCAAACGGAGAGAAAGACAGCAUCACGCUCAUCUCCAUGAAGAAUAUCAACAUGAACAACAGUACAGGCUGCGCCUCAGCAGAAAAGAUUCUUUAAAAGUGACCUGGAGUCGCCAUGGGUGCAGGCGUGAUGCGCUGUCCAGUGGCCAUGAGGAAGACGAGACGGGAGUGGUGAAGGCAGCAGACCACACAUAAAUUAUUUUAUUUCAUGCCUGCUCCCAGCUCUAAAGGAUUCGUCUAGAUCCAGAAGCGACCUGCCACACGAGAGACUCCUUCCCGCGUGGAAGCCAUGCCAGCCCUUCUGCCUGUUCCUCCUCCUCCUCAGCUCAGGAAUGAGGAGUCAAUAGAGCAAGACGUAGGGAAAUAAUGAGGUGACUGUCCAUUCUUCUCAAAUUAAAAUAAUUUUCUGGCCUGAAAUCUAAUUUCUUUUAAGGUCUAUGUUCCUAUCUAUCUAUCUAUCUAUCUAUCUACCUACCUACCUACCUACCUACUUAUCUUUUCUUUGUUUUUUUGUUUCUUUGUUUCUUUCCUUUCUUUCUUUCUCCCUCCCUCCCUGCCUCCCUCACUCUCUCUCUCUUCCUCCCUCCUCCCCUUUCAUGUGUGUGUGUGUGUAUGUGUGUGUGUGUAUGUGUGUGUGUGUGUGUGUGUGUGUGUG